This is a messenger RNA of Syzygium oleosum, 710 nucleotides long. RefSeq lists its product as uncharacterized. Gene Ontology annotation, biological process: nucleobase-containing compound metabolic process. The record is from RefSeq and is a predicted model, not a curated record. NCBI's taxonomy places the organism in Eukaryota, Viridiplantae, Streptophyta, Magnoliopsida, Myrtales, Myrtaceae. The transcript is spliced from 6 exons. Gene Ontology annotation, molecular function: 3'-5' exonuclease activity; nucleic acid binding. Bases 1 to 603 code for a protein of 200 amino acids.
AUGGGUAAUAGACACUUCGACAAAUUUCAGAGGACCAGAUCCUCGAAAUUGCGUUGUCACCAACUCAUUUCUCACUUUGAAGCAAGAGAUUUGAUCAGCUUCGCUAGAGAGAGAGAGAGAAAGCUGGGGUCUUUCGCACCUCCUCCUCCUCCGCCAGCCCAGACGCAAGUCCCUCUGCCGCCGGACCCCGGUGAAAAACCUGUAGAAGACGGAGCUCAACUUUCAUCGGUUCCCAUUCACAUCGUUAGUUGUGCAACUCAACUUCCAGCUGAAUUUCUGGAACCCUCUUCUGAUAGGCAAUUAGUGAUUGGUUUUGAUUGUGAGGGUGUUGACCUAUGUUGCUAUGGCAGGCUUUGUAUCAUGGAGCUAGCUUUUCCAGAUGCUAUAUAUUUGGUUGAUGCCAUUCAGGGAGGUGAGAUGCUCAUGAAAGCUUGCAAGCCUGCACUCGAGUCUAUGUACGUCACCAAAGUUAUUCAUGACUGCAAACGAGAUAGUGAGAUUGCUUACCACCUUAUAGAGGAGCAAGAAGAAAGGAAGCGAUUGCCCGAUGAUUACAUAUCUUUUGUCAGCCUUCUUGCAGAUGCACGUUGUGGUGGACCCUAAGUUCUGGACAUACAGACCAUUUUCUGAAAUGAUGAUACGUGCAGCUGCAGAUGAUGUUCGAUUUCUUGUUUACAUCUAUCGCAAGAUGAUGAAGAAACUGAAUCCAC